Messenger RNA from Dothidotthia symphoricarpi CBS 119687, 855 nucleotides. RefSeq names its product NADH-cytochrome b5 reductase 3. Gene Ontology annotation, molecular function: oxidoreductase activity. NCBI's taxonomy places the organism in Eukaryota, Fungi, Ascomycota, Dothideomycetes, Pleosporales, Dothidotthiaceae. The record is from RefSeq and is a predicted model, not a curated record. The transcript has 5 exons. Gene Ontology annotation, cellular component: endoplasmic reticulum. Bases 1 to 855 code for a protein of 284 amino acids.
AUGUCUUCCGUAACAGACUAUCUGCCCUACAUCGUAGCGCUUGCGGCGAUAGCCAUUGGCUUUGCUGUCUAUAGCACCACUGGUGGCGGAUCCCGUAAAGUGCUGAAGCCCACCGAGUUCCAGGAGUUCAAGCUUGCAGAGAAGACGGUUCUCUCGCACAACACCGCCGUCUACCGAUUCAAGCUUCCCCGCGAGAGCGAUAUUCUCGGUCUCCCCAUCGGCCAGCACAUCUCCCUUGCCGCCACCAUCGCUGGCCAGCCCAAAGAAGUCGUUCGCUCAUACACCCCGACAUCCUCCGAUCACGAUAAGGGUCACUUUGAUCUCCUCAUCAAGGCAUAUCCCACUGGAAACAUCUCCAAGCAUGUCGCCAACCUCAAUAUUGGCGAUGUGAUGAAGGUCAAGGGCCCCAAGGGCGCCAUGGUAUACACACCCAACAUGGUUAGACAUUUUGGUAUGAUUGCUGGAGGAACCGGAAUCACACCCAUGCUUCAGGUCGUCAAAGCUAUCAUUCGCGGUCGCGCGGCUGGCGACAGGACAGAGGUCGACCUCCUCUUUGCGAACGUCAACCCUGAGGAUAUCCUGCUCAAGGACGACCUUGACGCACUGGCGGCUAAGGAUCCUAAGUUCAGGGUGCACUACGUUCUCAACAACCCGCCCGAGGGCUGGACCGGUGGUGUUGGUUUUGUCACUGAGGAUAUGAUUUCGCAGAAGCUCCCUGCUCCUGCUAGCGAUGUCAAGGUUUUGAUCUGCGGCCCACCACCUAUGGUUUCUGCGAUGAAGAAGGCGACAGAGAGCCUGGGUUUCGCAAAGGCGAGGGCCGUCAGCAAGCUUGAGGACCAAGUCUUCUGCUUCUGA